AUGCGACUCAUCCGAUCAGAAAUCGAGAAGAAGACAGGCUCAGGCAGCGCCACACUGCUCCCCGAAGAGCCAGAAGACAUGUGGCACGCAUACAACCUCAUCCAGACGGACGACCGGGUAAUGGCACAAGCGGUGCGACGCGUCAACACGACCUCGAAUGAGCUGGGCUCUCAUUCCUCCAAGCGCGUGACCAUGGUUCUGAGCAUCAAAGUCACGAGCACCGACUUUGAUAUUGGCUCCGGUGAGCUGCAUGUUUCAGGGCGGGUGAUUGGGGAAAACGAGUACGUUAAGAUUGGCCAACACCACACGCUCGACCUGGAGCUGAGGCGCGACUUUGAGAUCGAAAAGGCACACGGCUGGGACAUGGUAGCGCUCAACAUGCUGAAAGAGGCAUGCGACUCCCGUCGACGAGCUGAGCUCUGGGCCGUGGUGCUAGGCGAAGGCACAGCAAACAUCUGCAUGAUAACUGAACACCAAACCAUCUUGCGGUCGAAAGUCGAAGUCGCCGUGCCUCGCAAACGAAGAGGCGGCGCAGAAGCGCACAGCAAAGCAAUGACCCGCUUCUUCUCCUCCACCCUCUCCACCCUUCUCCGCCAUCUCGACCUCUCCAAAACAGCAUCCUCGCCCUCUUCAUCCCCGACCCGCCAAGGACAUGAAAAGUCCCUCCCUCUACUCCUUGCAAGCCCAGGCUUCAUCGCCUCCUCCUUCCUCGCCUACAUGCGCGCCGAAGCCAUUCGCACAACCAACAAACCCCUCCUCGCCCUCAUCCCCAACAUCACAAUCGCCCACUCCUCCACACCCCACAUACACUCCCUCAACGAAGUCCUCUCCUCCCCCGCCAUCACCGCAAAACUCGCCUCCACCAAAUUCGCCCGCGAGACUGCCCUGAUGGAUAAAUUUCAGGCCCUAAUGCGCCUCGACGACGGGCGCGCCUGGUACGGGCCCAGGGAGGUGGAGCGCGCCGUGGACAGGGGCGCCGUCGGCAAAGGCGGCGGCGUCUUGCUCAUCAGCAACAAGCUGUUUCGCGCGCAGACGGUGGCGGAAAGGCGGCGCUGGGUUUCGCUCGUGGAGAAGGUGAAGGGGGUCGAGGGCGGGGAAGUCAGGGUGCUGAGUGAAUUGCAUGAGAGUGGAAAGAGGUUGGAGGGUCUGGGCGGUGUCGCGGCUAUCCUGACAUAUCCACUAGAAAACCUGGAUGAGGAGGAGGAAGGCGAUGGAUUCGGUGACGAUGUUGAGGGGGACAUGGUGAUUUGA
This is a messenger RNA of Plenodomus lingam JN3, 1251 nucleotides long. RefSeq lists its product as uncharacterized. Lineage: Eukaryota; Fungi; Ascomycota; Dothideomycetes; Pleosporales; Leptosphaeriaceae. Gene Ontology annotation, biological process: nuclear-transcribed mRNA catabolic process, non-stop decay; nonfunctional rRNA decay; RNA surveillance. The record is from RefSeq and is a predicted model, not a curated record. Gene Ontology annotation, cellular component: cytoplasm.